Hypoxylon trugodes is the source of this 2469-nucleotide messenger RNA. Its product is annotated as pyruvate decarboxylase. The transcript has 2 exons. Bases 442 to 2175 code for a protein of 577 amino acids. The record is from RefSeq and is a predicted model, not a curated record. Gene Ontology annotation, molecular function: magnesium ion binding; carboxy-lyase activity; thiamine pyrophosphate binding. Lineage: Eukaryota; Fungi; Ascomycota; Sordariomycetes; Xylariales; Hypoxylaceae.
UAAUGGAAUACUUAAAUUUCAACCGUCAUAAUAUUGAGUGAAUUAACUUUAAGGUUUCUUAAUUCAAAGGAUUCUUGUGCAACUCGAAUAUCGAGGGAUAUUCCAUGUAUUCCAAUGUACCGGUGAAAUCAAUCGAUACACCCCUUACAGUAAAAAGAAACAGGAAGAAAAAAGAAAAAUAAAUCGAUACAUAUCCAUUGCAUCAUCGCCUGAUCAUCGCCAGACUCCGAAUAUGCACCAUGGUCCACAGAAACAAGGCCCGAAUAUGUCAAGAACAGGCGAUGCGAAUACACACCUUACGAUUUUGAGUAUCCGUAACUUUCUCGACCUUCGUAUCCGCCGUGCGACAGCGGCGACGUACUUCCUCAUAUAGAAACAAUCACAGCUACAACAUCCAAAUCAACCAUCUGAAAUAGGUGAAAGAGGGGAAAAAACGCCACGAUGACCAAUCUGGACAUCCGGACUAAAAAUCUCAAAAAGCCCGUUGACGUGGCUGAAUACCUCUUCACGAGACUUUACCAAAUUGGUAUCAGAUCUGUUCACGGACUUCCCGGUGAUUUCAAUCUGGUCGCUCUCGAUUACUUACCAAAAGCCGGUCUAAAAUGGGUUGGCAACUGCAAUGAGCUGAAUGCCGCCUAUGCCGCCGACGGGUACGCCCGCGUGAAGGGCAUUGGUGCUAUCAUCACCACUUUUGGUGUGGGUGAACUAUCCGCCGUUAACGGAAUCGCCGGAGCCUACAGCGAACAUGUACCAGUCGUCCACAUUGUCGGCUGCCCAAGCACCAUUUCUCAAAAAAGUGGCUUGCUACUACACCACACACUUGGAAAUGGCGAUUUCAACGUUUUUGCUAAUAUGAGCGCUUCUAUCUCAUGCGCUGUUGCCAAACUCAAUGAUCCGGUUGAGAUUGCUGCUCAAAUCGAUCAUGCUUUGCGUGAGUGUUACUUACGCUCCCGCCCGGUAUACAUCAUGUUCCCCACGGACAUGGUUGAGAAGAAGAUCGAGGGCGAACGCUUGGAAACCGAGAUUGAUCUAAGCGAACCCCGGAAUGACGCCGAUCGAGAGGACUAUGUCGUCGAUGUCGUUCUCAAGUACCUACAUGCUGCUCAGAAACCCGUCGUAUUAGUCGACGCUUGCGCUAUCCGUCAUCGCGUGCUAGACGAAGUCCACGACCUAAUCGACAAGACCCAACUCCCCGUCUUCGUCACUCCCAUGGGUAAAGGCGCUAUCAACGAGACUCACCCUAGCUACGGCGGUGUCUACGCCGGCACCGCUUCCAACGCUGGGGUUAAAGACAUGGUCGAAAACUCAGACCUAGUAAUCUCCAUCGGCGCGCUAAAAAGCGACUUCAACACCGCGGGCUUCUCCUACCGUCUCUCGCAACUAACCUCGAUCGACCUGCACAGCGACCACUGCACGGUGCGCUACUCCGAGUACCCGGGUGUCAGCAUGAAAGGCGUCCUCCGCAAAGUCGUCGAAAAACUAGACGUCGCCCAAAUCAAAGCCCUCCCAGCCCCCACCUUCCAAGAACCAGCCACGAAAUCCGAUCCUAAUUCCGUGAUUAAGCAAGAGUGGCUAUGGGCGCGUGUAGACCAGUUCCUGCGCGAAGGCGAUAUCGUAGUGACCGAAACCGGAACAGCGAAUUUCGGCGUCUGGGAAACGCGCUUCCCGGCGAAUGUCACGGCGCUGAAUCAGACGCUGUGGGGAAGCAUUGGAUGGGCUGUUGGCGCGUGUCAGGGUGCUGCACUAGCUGCUCAGGAUACCGAUGGUCUUGAGAAGGCGAGAAGGACUAUACUUUUUGAGGGAGAUGGCAGUUUACAACUUACGGUGCAGGAGGUUAGUACCAUGAUCCGACAUAAACUCAAUGUUAUCCUGUUCGUUAUAUGUAAUGACGGAUACACGAUUGAGCGGUAUAUACACGGUAUGGAAGCGGCGUAUAAUGAUAUUGCGACGUGGCGGUAUAAAGAUCUACCUGCUGUGUUUGGAGGGGAGGGGGAGGGGGUUAAGUCGUAUGUUGUUAAGACUAGGGGGGGGUUGGAGGGAUUGCUUACGGAUAGGGAUUUUAAUGAGAGGAAGGGGUUGAGGUUUGUCGAGUUGUAUAUGCCGAAGGAGGAUGCGCCGAAGAGUCUGAUGUUGACGGCGGAGGCUAGUGCGAAGAGGAAUGCUAUGACGGAGUAGAUGAAUAAUGGCUCGGAGCGAGAUAGGUGGAAGUGAGAUGAGAUGCGGCGAUGGAAAGGGGGUGAGCUUAUUGGUUUCUAUUUGUUUUUAUGGGACGGUUAUGAAUUUAAGGGGGGCGAGCACGUGUAUGAGAUAUGACUUCAACUAUAAUAAGUACGGUACGGGCGGAAUUGGGUAAAUAAUUAUAGAAUUUUAACGAAAAGAAUAGGACUAUAGUCGAUUGGAGUAGUGCUAAUGAAAAAUGGCUUCGAUGUUCUUGAGCGUAUAUAAUUCCGGGACGGAUGAUGGCUAUGU